Molecule: messenger RNA, 7933 nt
Organism: Physella acuta
Lineage: Eukaryota; Metazoa; Mollusca; Gastropoda; Physidae
Source: RefSeq, a predicted model, not a curated record
CGAGAAGUAGUUUAUGUUUUGUGCAGUAGGUAGAUUGAAGUUAAAGCUUUAGAAAAUCUAGAAUCUAUUAGAUCAGAUUUUUAAAUACAUGUAACUUAGAGGAUUGAAAGUGUUGCGAAGACUAAAUAAAUCUCUUCAAACCCUCUCAAGUCUCUGAAAUGGAGUCAGCACAGUCAGAUGGAGAUGAAAGAGAAGAUGAUAAGAGUCCUCUCCUGUUGGAGACUAUCUGGUUAAAACAAACGAACGUGGAGGAAGCAGAAGCUGUUUUUCAACAACUGUCUCUUGAGGAUAACCAGAAAAAUAACGUUAAAGCUGAAGAUAUCACCCACGAAGAUAAGCAUGAUGCAGAUCAAGAGAUUGAUUCUGGAUCAUUCCUACUUCAUGAAACAGUAUGGUUCCAGCAGCAGAAAUAUGAAGAUGAUGAAGCAAAUUUCCAAAUGUUUCUAGCAGGAACCAUUGAUUCCUGCUCAUUAAGUGUUGCCCCAGGAACACCGGUCAAGCGUCUACAUGUUCAAGAGGACAGGAUACAGGUGAAGAAGCAACGACAUGAGGGAAAAACAAAAGGGGAAGCUCUAGAAAAGAAACUUCAGACAGAAGUUACUUCCUUGUCAAAGACUGUGAAAAAUAUUCUUGGACGUCUGGAAGAUUUUGAAAAGACACAACAAAGAAAAGCUCAGGCUAUUCGUGACACUGCACAGAGAUUAACCACCGCUAUAGAGGCUUGCCAGAACAGACUGAACGAGGAGCUGAUACAAAGUGCAACUCAGCUGAAUUCCUUUAGAGCAGUUCUUGGUGAGAUUAGCUCUAUAGUUGGGAGCACCAAUGGCAGCCUUGAGGAUGAGACCUGGGGAAAGUUUAAAACACAUGAUUCUUAUUGUCAAGCCAUGGUUGAUCGCAUCACCAAGCUAAGCCUGGAUCUAACUCAGUGCGCUGACAUUUGCAAUUGUUUUCAAGCUGAUGUUCCAAAAUCCGAUAUCAACAGAAUAGUGGGUGAAAUCGGCAAGCUGUCUCUCAUUAAAAGGCAAUACGGGGCUGAUAAAUUUACCACCAAGAGGGAUGCAAUUGCUAAAAGCGUUAAAGAUUUGUUGAAAAUGGAGCUGUUGGAACAGCAUAUACACAGAAGUGACUCUCCAUCUGCUUCAGAUUCUAGCCUGGAAGGGAGUGGAUCAGUUUCUGAGAAUGAUACAGGAGCCAGCAAGUCAAAUGGCUUGAAUAAGAACAAAGCUCAGUCAUCCAAAAAUAAAGAUAACAAAGCAAAGAAGAUGUUUUUAAACAAUGGUAAACCUAGCUCUGUAAACAAAGGCAACAGAAACAACAGUGCAGUGUCAUACUUCACCAAACCUGCUGAUUCAAACCAAUACAGGAUUAAAGUGGAGGCCUCCAGUUUCAUCUCCGCCACUCCUAAAAAGAGAAAUGCUCAGGGCACUCAAAGCACUGCUCAGAAAAAGCAAGAACUGUUCAAGUUUAAAGGCAUGUCACAGGGCCCCAAGACUCCAUUUGUUCAUCAGCCAGGACUGUUAGGACCAAGACCCAACCUCCUUCAACCCCAAGGCUUGAAUCAACAAUUCCCCUUCUCAUUUUCUAAUAUGAAUUCAUCAGCCCAUCAACGCUCUGCUCCGCCCCAGUUUGGUGUUUUGCGAAACAUGAAUUCAGCACCAGCUGGAAGCCAGUCUGGGUUUGGGGGUGCUGGCUUUAAUUUUUCCAACUCACAAUCCCGCCCAAGAUCAAUGGAAAUGGGGGGCGGGGGUAUGCAUAACCAGUCCAUGGGUUCUAUGAAUUACAAUGUACCUCAAAAUCAAGGAAACCGACAGGCAAGGCAGUCAGGUCUUUUCCAGAUGCAACAAAAUCCCAAUCAAAACAAAGGAGUUAAAGGCCCUGAACAGCACUUUGGUGGACAGUCCAGACAAGGAGGAGUUUCCUUUCCCUUUCAUCAAGGUGGUGUUGGUUCAGGAAUGAUGCAGCCCACUCAAAGCAGUAUGAUGAAUGCCUACACUGGGCUGAGCCAGGGAAAUAUGGAGCAGCAGUUGAACGAAAUCUCUCAGAAGAUUCAGCACAUGCAGCUUGCUGCCAGCCAGAACUACCAGCUGCAACAGCUCAUGCGCGAGACUGAAAGGCUGAAGCAGAUGGUGGCCCAGAAGCAGCACCAGCAACAUGACCGCUUCCAGCACCAGUUCCAGCUGUUGAUCAAUGCCUUCAUGCAGCAACAGCAGCAGCAGAUGGCGCAAGGCCCGCAGUCUAAGAUGGCAAAGUCCGUGCUCUACCAGAAUUCCCAGAGACGCCUGACAAACAAUAGACAGCACCAGUUGCAGUAUCAAAAGAAACAGAAACAACAGCAGAACAAGGUUCAGCAAGUAAGGCUAGAGCAAGAUAAUCCUCAGAAAAAACUGAAGCCUGAUACACCACCCAAUACAAGCAGUCAAAGUGUAUUUUCAUUUGGACCUCUUAUGUUACCCAGCAUUGACUCUACCAUAACCAAGCUCACGACCUUUGACCCACAUGCCCAGGGAGACAAACGUAAAACAGGAGUCAGUGCUAUGGUGGUAUUGGAUAAUAUUGGAUGCCUUGUCAUUGUGGAUAUCCUCAACAGCUGUCUCAAACUCUAUGAGAUCUCUGUGGGAAACUCCUCAUCAGACAUAUUCAGGCACAGCUUUGUUACACGCCUUGAAUUAAACAGGCUUUAUUACAUGUGUAAACUUAGUGCCGACACCAUCGUUGUUAGCCGUGAUGGUAAAAAGCUGAGCUUAGUCCGGGUGUCCAAGAAGAGAUUGGAAUUUCUCCGAGACAUUGACACAGAGUCCCAGUAUUUUGGGGUGGCAUAUGUCAAGGAGAAUUUGAUUGCAUGCUGCGCCUACACAGAUAACAGGAUUGACUUGGUCAGCAUUCAUGAAAAUAGAGUGCAGACAUCUCUUCUAGUUUCACACAGGAGUGGCCCUGAGCUUGUCACAUCAUUGUCUAAAAGUGGAUCCAUUCUUUACCUUGAACGAGUCCCAAAUGUUGCCAUGCGCCUGGUUUGUCUUUCUCUAGAAGGCAAGGAAGAAUUUGCUGUUGACUUAGAAUCCAGAUCCACUGACGUAUGGAAUGUGGCUGCCAUUGAAGAUAGGAUUAUUUGCAGCAACAAACAGACAAAUACAGUUAGUUUAUUUUCAAGCAGUGGUUCUUUGAUAUCAAAUCUUGUCUUUCCUUCGGGGUCUGUGAAUUGCCCCUUUGCGAUGGCAUUUUGUAACAAUGGCAACUUGUACAUUGCUAAUGAUUCUGACUGGGACAGUGAGUUUGAUCACUAUGUGACAACAGAAGUCAACAUUUUUAAAUUUUCUUAAAAAAGAUGUAUUUUAAUUCCAAAAGAAUGUGAUGAAAUUGUAAUGUAUUUUUAAUCAGGGAGUUUUAUUUAAAAAGAGCAACUGCCACUUUAUUUCAGUCUUUUGUUGAGUAUUAAAUUUUAUGAAAGGAAACUAAAUUUAAAUUAUAAAAUGUUUUAAUUUUGUGCGAGAUUAUAUUUUAUACAAGUUUAAUUUGUUUAUAAUGAUAUUGUGAUUUGUAGUUCUUUUAUUAUUUUUAUAUUAUUUUUCUGAUGGUUAUUAUUAUGUUAUCAAAUAAAAGAUCCUGCAAAUGAAUAUUUUAUGUAUUAACUUAUAAAAUUGUCUAUUUUGGAGUUAAAUUUUUUAUUCAUCUAUAAAAUGUUCAUAACGUUGAUCUUUUUCUGAGUGCUGUAAUUACUUGAAGCGUUUAACUGAAAAGUUCAUUUAAUCAUUGUACCAUUGCUAUGGUUUAUAAGUGUUUGAAUUUUUAAAAUAUAAAGUUGGCAGAAAGUUUUGGAUUGUAAGAUUUAAAAAUAGUUACUACUUUCUUCUUUUGUAAUUCAUUUAAGCGUAAUCAUUUAGUGAAUCUAAAUCUAUACACUUUUUGUUUUUUAGAUAUUCUAAGCUCUCAGGGUCUAGUAUAUAACUACUUUUCACUGGCACAAGUAUGUUGACAAUAUAUUUUUCCAGGUGUUAGGUUUUAUGUCCCUAAUAAAUGACAAGGAAAUUAAUCAAAUCACAUAUUUUGUGAACCCUUUAAAAUUGAUUGUAGUUUCUACAUUUACUUGUAACUUGAUUUUUUAAAAACUUAACAUAUACUUUUGGAACUUUAUUUUUUCAUCUCCACUGGUGUUGUUAUAGUUUGAUUAAAUAUGCUUCAGAAUGUAAACUUGUAAUAAAAUAUCUCAGAGUAAUUACGUUAAACCACUAUUGAAAGCCACUCAUUAUAAUUUCACAGUUCUUUUUGUUAGUAUUAUAGUUAGAAAUCAUAAGCUGUUUCUCAUUGUUAUUUUUCAAAUAGUCAUGAUUAGAAUAGUCUUUAGCAGAAAAGAAAGAUAAAUUAUUCUAAAUCCCUUUGUAUCAUAGCACAAAAACAUAGUUCUAAUAUAAAUACAUUAGUGUGUUACUUUAUUGCUGCUUAACUUUGUACAACAUGAUUAAGGUUAAAAUAAAAACCUAUGACUGAUAUAUAUUGACACUCAGCAAUACAUUUGACACUCAAGCUAAUCUUACAAUACUAACAUCAAAAGAUGUGUGGCCCAAUCCCUAUUGUUUUAAUUUCAACUUUUCUUGAUUCAACCUUGUGAUCAAUAUGUAUUUUGUACUACACUUUGAGCUAUCAUUUAUUUUAAAAUGUUAUGUCAGUGGAUGUUAGCUUUAUCCUUUCCCACAAGUUCUGUCAAACAUGCAUGCAAACACCUCAUGUCAUUUGCUGUGUUUUUACAUUCAUUUUUUUCUUCUUGGAGCCGCAACUCUUUUAUUAUCCUAUGUGACUUGACUUUGUGUCAUCAAAAACUGUGUGCUGUCUUUAUAAAGUUGUCUCACUUAGCAGUGACUAGAUGCUAGCAGUGUGGAUUGAUUGAUGUAAAACAAAAAUGAAUUUAAUUUUGUUUUUAAAUUGCCUCUCAAUAAUUUAGGCUGCAACAAAGUUGAGCCUUUGAUGUCCUUUACCAUGUCAUAAAGCUUGUGGGUUGCAAUAAAUAACAUAGUUGUGUGUUACAAUGUGCGUUAGCUGUCUUGUGAAUACUUCAUUUAUUUCUGUUUGACCUGCACUGAGCAAAGUGACACCUCAGUCCAGGAGUCAUGAAGUAACACCUUAGUCCAGGCAUGGGCUAGGUUCUGAUUGACAUAAUAAAGAACACUGCCUGUUAUUAGAUCAACACUUACUCUAGUUAGUUGAAUCUUUUAACUUGGAUAUGAGUAAACCGCAGUGUACUGUUUUCAUUUUUGUGUUGUUGUACAUUUAUGGAAGAAGUUAUAAUAUGUAACAGAGGAGAUGUUUUGUUGUAAGGUCUUUGCCUCACAAAUCUUUUAGUGUAUUUGCAUUUGAUACACAUUACAUUUUAUCUUCACACAAAUACAAGAAGUCAACUUUGACCCCAUUUCACCUAAUCACGAAAGUGAUCUUCUAGGGUAAUCUGCGGGAUUCAAAAGACUAAACUUGCGGCUGUUGCAAACAGCUUACUUACUUAGAUGCGGCACUCUGCAUUUGAAAAAUAUUCUUUCUUUCAUUAGCACAGAUUUUUUUCCAGCAUUUUCUUCAUUAUUUUGGUAUUUCAUUAUAUUAGCUUGAAAUGUAAUCAAUACCUUAUUCAUAUUUCAUGUAGAUGUGUCAAAUGUGAACUGUUCUAAGUUUGUUCAUGUCUUCAAAUCUGUGUCUCUGUAGUCUUCUUUGUAAGAUUUGUGUUUUUCUUUUUUUUUGUCCUAGUUCCAUUAAAAUCUGAGUGUUUCAUUUAUGAUGCUGUUCUCACCUUUACGUUUCUCCUAACAUCAGAUGGACAGGUCAGCAUUUAUUUCAUUGACUGGACCCUUGACACUGCUUGUCUCUGUAGUCUUUUUAUGGGUCACUUGUGCAUUUAAAUCAUUAUAAAAACAAGUGUUUAUUUUCCUCCUAGUAAAAUUUAUUCAUUCUUUUUAAUCUAAAUUGUACUUUAUUUUGUUUUCUAAACAAAAGUUUACAUCUAUAGUCUUAGGUGAAAGAUUGCAUUCAAUGAACAAUAAGGGACCAUACACACUUUGAAAUGAUUUUUUGACUUUUAUCUCAAUGGUACUUAUUUUUUAAAGUUUCUUAUAUCAUACAUUAUUAACUAGUGCAAUGGCCAAUGCCGAUUUAAAAAAAAAUUUAGCAGAGAAAGAAAAAAGAAAUUGUAAUUUGUGGAUCAAAUGUAAACAUAAACUCACUAAAGUACAGGGAAAAAGUUGUUUAUAUUAUUCUUCUACUGAAUACAUUCUAGGAAAACAUUGAUGAAUCUUAUAUAACCUUAUGAACCUGUGUCAUGUAUCAACUGUUGAAUAACCCGUGUCCUAUGUACCUAGGCUGUGUGUGAUAUGUAUUUAUUAAACUUUUUUCAUUGUCAAUAAUUCAAGUUUGUACCAGCACAGAAUAUUGUGGUCUUUUUCAAAAUGAAUAAUGGUUUCAAAUUUUUAAAACAAAAAAAGAAAUAGUACUGUUUAAAAUUAUACUCAUAGUAUACAUUUGGAACAUAACAAUUCAUAAUCUUGAUGAUAAAUAAGUAGAAGGCUUGUUUGUAUAUGUUUUUGUGUUUGUGUGUGUUUAGAUCUUACCUCUGUAGUAUACCUUACAACCAGUGUACUGUUUAAAUAUUGAAGCUUUUAAAAUCACUUUUGUAACUAUACUAACAUCAUUUGGCCAGCUAAAUAGCAUUAAAAAAUUGUCAUUUUUCAAAAUAUGCUCAGACAUAAAAACACAUUUUUUUAAAAGCUGAUUUUCCUAAUAAAUUUCACUUAUUUUAAUGGCUUAUUAAAUACAUACAGUGCUGACAGAUUUGUUUUUUUUAUUGUUUGAUUUGUCUUAAACUGGCCCUACAACCAGCAAUAUUAAAGUUGUCUAUUUGUGAUUACACAGUGCAUUUAUUUCCCUUUAAAAAUAACUUACUUUAAAAAAUUAAAAAUAUCAUUUGGCCUGCUUAUGUGCUGACCUCACAUUUUUUUUUUUAAAUAUGAAUAUGUACAUAUAGUCAUAUAGUUAGUUAAUUUACAUGGUUGCACAUAUUGUUUGUGGUCUGCUGUAGUGUAGUGAUGUUACAUAACUUUCAGUACAGUUACACUUGUGGUUAUUAAGUUUAUGAUGGUGACAGGACUAUUGUACACAAGUAGUCUAUGUUUCUAUAAGUACCACAUACUAGUGAAUCACAUAACCAUUCUACACAUCUUACAAUUUCAGUCAGGUGCCCAUUAGAUCUAGGCGGGCUUAGUUUAGGAAUGCCUAAAAGAUUUAAGUCCUGUAUAACCCAGUACUUAAUACAGAAUUUGUUUUGUUAGUUAUAACACAAGCCCUCACCAUCAUCAGCUUCUGUUGGUUUUUUUAGUCAAGCAAAGUUGGACAAGUUGUCUUCUAAUCAUUGCACAACACAUGAACCAACCCUAGCAAUUGUGUAAUAGUUUGUCAGCUCUGUUGGUAUUGUUUUCAAAAUAUUGUUACCUGUGAAAUACAUUAAUGCUAGGUGUAAUUUUUUAAUAACGCUUUGCUUAUCCUUAAAUUUAUUCAUUCUCUGUAGCUUCCAUUUUAUAACUUGGUAAGUUUUCUUAUCUUGAUUUGUAUUGUUCUUAGUGCUUUAAAGCUAAAGACUUAAAAUGUAAAAAAAAAGUGACAGGUGGUUUAUUUUUAGUUUAAAUGAAGAGUGAUAAUUUAUCUAAAGUUUAGUUGUUGUACAGCAUUAGAAGUCUUUAAUUGUCAACACCAGUUUAUUCAUUGAUGACUAUAGUAUGAAGUACAUUUUUCCUCUAAGUUUAACAUAAUAUUGAAAUUCUGAAUCACUUUCAAUAAAUUGAAAUAAAGAUUUUAAAAGAUUUGUUGGAUUAACCCCUCUGUUUAAAAAAUAAUAAAAUUUACAGACAUUGUUUUUUUUUUUUAAAUAAUAAAUGUUUGAAGGGGAAAAAUAAACAUGAGAAAAACA